Molecule: messenger RNA, 1782 nt
Organism: Scheffersomyces coipomensis
Lineage: Eukaryota; Fungi; Ascomycota; Pichiomycetes; Serinales; Debaryomycetaceae
Gene: SLF1
Product: Slf1p
Exons: 1
Coding region: 1-1782 (593 amino acids)
Molecular function (GO): RNA binding
Source: RefSeq, a predicted model, not a curated record
AUGGGUUCAGUUAAACAUAAUCAAUCUCAUCGUAAUCAACACAAUCCAUCACCAGUUGAUGACCUGCAACUCAUCUACAUCUCUGGUGAAGUUCGAAAAUUAAGACCUGCUCCUCCUCCUUUAGUAAAUGCUUGGAAUUCAAAUGCUUUAAUCUCAUCUUUAAAUGCGUCAACUCCUAAAUCUUUAAAUGAUGAUACAGCCGCUGAAACAAUAAUUAGAAUCGAUGAUGAUACUAUAAAUGAUAAUGAAAAUCAAAUCGAAAUUCUUUCAUCCAUGGAUUUAUCAUCCCCAAUAACUACUACUACAGAUGUUAAUCCAAUGUCAACUGUUGAACCUAAUGAUAGUAGUAGUACUACUACUCUCACUAAUAAUACUACAAAAACUAUCAUAAAAAAGAAUUUAAAAUCAACUCCGGCUUUAAUUCAAGUUGGUAAAAAUAUAAGUAUUAGAAAACCUCUUUUUCCAAAACCAACUAUUAAUGCCACUCAACAUCGUCAUUAUUAUCGUCAUCCCCCUCAUUUCAAUCCUAAAUUUGGUAAUAAUUAUUCUUAUUAUACUACUACUUCGAAUUAUAAAUAUAAUUAUAAUUAUAAUUCAAAUUCAAAUGAAAGUCUUGUUAAUGAUAAGAUUGGUGAUAAUGAAACUAAUAAUGCUGAAAAUGAGAAAAUCAUUAAUGAUAAUAAUAUUGUUGUAGAUGUUGAACAAGUUGAAGAAAAAAAAGAAAUCUCUCCUAAAGUAACCAAAAGUAAAGCCAAAAAAUCAAAACGUAAGAAUGCAAAUAAAUCAGAAAUUAUUAUUAGUGAAGAUAAGCAAUUAGCUGGUGAUCUGGCUAUGAAAAUUGAUGUUGAACCCAUAACUAAUCAAACCAAUUCUUCAAAUGAAAUGAAAGCUGAUAGAUCUAAUAUCAAUGAAAAUAAUAAUAGAGUUGAUAAUUUUAAUCUUCAUAAAUUUUAUGAAUCUUUACCAAUCCCAAAUAAUUCUCCCACUUCAAGUUAUUCAUCUCGUCAUUCUCAAUCUCCAAUUUCACCCAUUAGACAGAAUAAUCCUGUUGAUGAAUUAUACUAUGCUCCUCAUAUUUAUCAUAACUCUCCUUUAUUAUUAAAUUCAUAUGCUUUACUUCCUCCACAACCACAAUCAACUUUAAGAUUUCCAAUUCCAUUACCACCCCCUCAAAAUUAUCCAGUUUUAGAUGGUUCAACUCCACUUGUUUCUCCAUUAUCAUUUCCAACAACUCCUAUUAGAUCAACAUCUCCUAUGAUGGAUAAUGCUAUGGGACCACCAGGACCACCAGGACCACCAGGACCACCAGGACCACCAGGACCACCAGGACCACCACCACAAAUGUAUCCCACAUCAUACUACUCAUAUUAUCCAAUACCUCCUCCUCCUCAUUUUGGUCAUCUUCCACCAACUCAAUACUUUCAUGAGCUUCAUUAUGGUAAUCCAAUGCAACAACCUUUCCAACAACCUAUUAAUCCUCCAUUACCAAAUAUUGAUGAAGUCAAUAGAGAAAAAUCGGAAAAAAUUAAACUUCAAUUAACUUAUUAUUUCUCUACCGAAAAUCUUUGUAAAGAUACUUAUCUUAGAUCUUUAUUUAAUAAAGAAGAUGGAGGUAUUGAAUUAAAAGAAUUACUAAAGUUUCAAAGAUUGAAACUUUUAACUAAUAAUGGAAAAGAUGUUAAUUUAUUGAGAUCCACUAUUAGAGAAAAUUUACCUCAAUUAGAAUUAAUUAAUAAUGAUAAAGCAGUUCGAAUCAAUGAUUGGAAACAAUGGUUACUUUAA